Impatiens glandulifera is the source of this 1596-nucleotide messenger RNA. Its product is annotated as trihelix transcription factor GT-4. The coding region runs from base 67 to 1245 and encodes 392 amino acids. The record is from RefSeq and is a predicted model, not a curated record. The transcript has 5 exons. Lineage: Eukaryota; Viridiplantae; Streptophyta; Magnoliopsida; Ericales; Balsaminaceae.
CCCCUACCGCUUACGUUAAUUUGGAACAGUUCGGUCGGCAUCAUCAUCAGACAUUGUGAUUCAACAAUGUUCUUGCCUUCCAAGGCUCCGCCGGUUGAUUUAUACAAAGAGGACGAAGACGACGAAGACGAAGGCCAAGAUAUGUUGAUCGAAGUCCCCUCUUCCAACGGAACCCUUCUACCACAAAAUCGUCAGCAACAGUUACUCAUCGGUAUGGCUGACAAUAACAGCAGCGGAAGCGGCGGUGACGAUAGCAGUCACGAAACAAACAACAAGGCUCCGAAGAAGCGGGCCGAGACCUGGAUUCAAGAUGAGACUCGAACCCUAAUUGGUCUUAGACGAGAGAUGGAUUCGUUAUUCAAUACAUCCAAAUCGAAUAAGCAUUUAUGGGAGCAGAUUUCUUCCAAGAUGAGACAUAAGGGUUUCGAUCGUUCACCGACGAUGUGUACAGAUAAAUGGAGGAACCUUCUGAAGGAAUUUAAGAAAGCCAAGCAGCAAGACCGCGGAGGAGUUAGUGGAGGAAGUGGAAGUGGGUCAGCUAAGAUGUCGUGUUACAAGGAAAUAGAUGAGAUUUUGAUUGAGAGAAACAAGAAUUCUGUUCACUACAAGAGCCCUUCAACUUCAAAGGUCGACUCUUUCAUGCAAGGCAUCGAAGACCCCAGUAUUUUCGGACCUGUAGAAGCUGAUGCCAGACCAAGUCUCAAUCUUGAAAGUCGUUUAGAUCAUGAUGGAGAUCCUCUUGCUAUUACUGCCUCUGAUACAGUUAUUCCUAAUGGUGUUCCCACAUGGAACUGGAGAGACAACCCUGGAAAUGGAAAGAAUGGUGGUGGCACAUAUUAUGGGAGGGUUAUAUCUGUUAAAUGGGGCAACUAUACUAAAAGGAUUGGCAUAGAUGGAAGUACUGAUGCCAUAAAACAAGCUAUCAAGUCGUCAUUUAGGAUAAGAACAAAGAGAGCAUUUUGGCUAGAAGAUGAAGACAAUAUAGUUCGGGCACUGGACAGAGACAUGCCUCUAGGGAACUACACUCUUCACCUUGAUGAAGGAUUGACAAUUAAAGUGUUCGUCUAUGAGGAGGCGGAUCAUAUGCCAGUCCACACGGAGGAUAAGACAUUGUACACAGAAGAUGAUUUCCGCGAUUUCCUUUCUCGUCGCGGGUGGACUUGUUUGAGAGAAUUUAACGGUUUCAGAGACAUCGACUCCAUGGAUGACCUUUGUCAUGGUGCUAUUUAUAGAGGCGUGAACUGAAUCCACCUGAAAGAAAGCUCCAUCUUCUUCGUUGCCUGUUUUUGUACUUUAGAAAUGGGAUUGUUUUUAAAUCACUCACUUGGUUCAAUGAUUUAGAUUACGCUAUGAAGAUUUAUUGAAAAGAAGGUACUGUGUAUAAAGUGCAUGGUUUGAAACAAUUGAAAAGAAGGUACUAUUUUCAGUGCUUGUGUAAUGUAACUAAUUCAUUUGUUCUUAUUUGGAAUCACAGCACAACAGAGCUUCUAGCAAAGUCAAAUGAUUUAUAAGUGGCCUAAAUCCUUUAUUUCUGUAAGUUUCUUAUAAAUGAUUUUGUAUGAUUAAUUUACUUUGUAGAAAAAGUAGCCACUUUAA